AUGUACAUAUACAAUUUGCCAUACCAGCAACGAAAAAAAUUAUGUGAACUCAUAGAUAAAGAUAAUAAGUGGAAAGAACUUGGAGGGGUUCACAUGAAAUACGAUAUAGCAACCCUGGACAGUAUAAUAAGGUUGGUCAAGAAGGGUUCUUCCCCUACAUCAGAACUGCUUACAAUAUGGGGUCACCAGAACCAUACAAUUUUAGAACUAUUUGUAUUAUUGAGACGGAUGGAAGAAUAUCAGGCUAUGACUAUUGUAAAACAGUUUGUUGACAACAAAUACCAUGUUCUUAUUAAAGAUCAGGUCGAUGAAUUGGAUCCUUUGGUAAGACAAUUACUAUUAGAAAAUAAAAAAAUUAAAAAUGUAGAUUAUAAAAUCCAUCCUGACAAUUAUGAUGGAGAGUCUGAAAAGGUAAUAAAUGCCCCUUUAGUACCCAAAAUACCUGCAAUAGUCAGUAAUGAAAAUAAUGAAAGUGGUUAUUUGCCUAUACCCAAAUCACCUGUAAACAUUGGUAGAUCAAGAAUGAUAACAGCUUCAGACAUUUCUACUGUAGCAGAAUCUGCAGGUGGAAUACCAUCUAUUCCUUAUGAAGAUUUACAAAAAUCUACCAAUAACUGGGAUGAGAGUACAGUACUUGGUAAAGGAGGUUUCGGAAAAGUAUAUAAAGGCACUUGGAAAUGUACAAAAGUUGCAAUAAAACGACUGGAUCAAAAAGACAACCAGCCUGAAUAUGAAACGGAACAAAUCAAGCAGUCAAUAACAGAAUUGCAUUGCUUAAAUGCUUAUAGACAUGAUAACGUAUUGCCUUUAUAUGGUUAUAGUAUUGGAGGACCUCAUCCCUGCUUGGUAUACCAAUACAUGGCUGGAGGUUCUUUAGAUAAUAGACUACAUACAAAUGACCCUAAAAAAGUUCUGAACUGGCCAUCUAGACUAAAUAUCGCUAUAGGAGUAGCUAGAGGUCUACAAUUCCUGCACACCAACAUGAUAAACAACAAACCUUUGGUUCAUGGUGACAUCAAAUCUGCAAAUAUUUUACUUGACCCUUCUGAUCAGCCUCGAAUAGGAGAUUUUGGCCUAGCCAGAGAAGGUCCUCAGAGCCAAUACACCUACAUCAGAGUAAGCCGCAUUCACGGUACAAGACCAUAUUUACCCGAGGAAUUUUUAAGGGCAAAAAAAUUUUCAACUAAGGUUGAUACCUAUAGUUUCGGAGUGCUAUUAUUUGAGUUAGCAACGUCUUUAGCACCUCACUCGGAGAGAAGAGAUGAUAAAUUUUUAAGGGAUCAUGUCGUCAACUACCAGGGAGAUAUCUUAGAACUAAAGGAUAAACGGAUAAAAGAAUAUGAUGAUUGUUUUAGAGGAAUUUUAGAAAUUGGGAAAAUGUGUGUUAGAAGGUGGGCAAAAGAGAGACCUGAGAUGGUAAACGUUCUUAUAUUAUUAGAAGGAGUAUCGUUGUCACAAUAA
Psylliodes chrysocephalus is the source of this 1461-nucleotide messenger RNA. Lineage: Eukaryota; Metazoa; Arthropoda; Insecta; Coleoptera; Chrysomelidae. The record is from the annotation of a GenBank genome assembly.